Molecule: messenger RNA, 1374 nt
Organism: Periophthalmus magnuspinnatus
Lineage: Eukaryota; Metazoa; Chordata; Actinopteri; Gobiiformes; Gobiidae
Gene: cebpb
Product: CCAAT enhancer binding protein beta
Exons: 1
Coding region: 152-955 (267 amino acids)
Biological process (GO): DNA-templated transcription; regulation of transcription by RNA polymerase II
Molecular function (GO): RNA polymerase II cis-regulatory region sequence-specific DNA binding; DNA-binding transcription factor activity, RNA polymerase II-specific
Source: RefSeq, a predicted model, not a curated record
UGUCAAAUCAUUCCAAAACUAGACCCCUGCGUGUCCGCUGUCCACAGUCACAGCAGACACAGACAGAGGAGUUUAACAGAAACAGUUGUCUGAGUUUAACGGGGUUUGUGUACAGCCCUAUGCUCCUGCAAUCCGGCGGGUGUUAAGAUCCAUGGAAGUGGCCGGCUAUUACGACGAGGGCAGCUUUGCUUUCCACGGUCGCGACAGCAUCAUCACCCCGGUCAGCAGCACUCACUGGAGGCUCGGUGACUCCAUGACGGAGCUGGGCUUAGAGGAGCGCGAGAGAGCCGUAGACUUCAGCGUGUACCUGGACUCGGGUCUGCACUGUCCGCAGUUGGCCACGCAGGCGCAAACACAGGGGGACAUCUUCACAGACUUUUUGGCGGAAAGCAAAAUAAAAAGAGUGGGUGCUUUGCAAAACUAUAAGAACUACGCGCUCCUUGAAGCGAGUCAUUGCGACAGUUUGAGGGACCCCAGGGAGCCUUACGCACAGUACGCAGAUCUGCACGAACCCCGCGAGGACAGAGUCGCAGACAGAGACGAGAGUGAAGACAGGAAGAUGGAGAACAGCUUUGACAUGAGGUCCUACUUGCACUACUCCACUCCCAGCGGCAGCAUGGGAAACAUCUCCACCGCGUCUUCGACCUGCUCCAGCCCGCCGGGCACUCCCGCGCCCUCAGCUAAGAGCAGAUCACCGUCCCACGGGGGCAAGAUGUCCAACGGCAAGUCCAAGAAGCGCCUGGACAAGGACAGCGACGAGUACAGACUGAGACGCGAGAGGAACAACUUGGCAGUGAGAAAAAGCAGAGACAAAGCCAAAAUGCGUAACUUGGAGACGCAACAUAAAGUGCUGGAACUGGCUGCGGAGAAUGACCGUUUACAGAAGCGCGUGGAGCAGCUGUCCCGAGAGCUGGCCACGCUCAGAAACUUGUUAUCUGCUACGGGACAGUGUUAGGUACCUCCAUAGGCUCCAAUGGACUCAUAUUACAGACUUAAAUUAUUGUUCAACGAGCCACAUUUGAGCGGUACGAUCAGAGUUUACAAGGACACUUUGAAUGAGGCAGAACAAGUGGGUGCAUGAUUGCGCAAUCGCUCAUGUUUCUCCCAUGUCACCUCGCUUCAGUCUCGGUGUGAUUUUGUGUACAUGCAGUAUUUGUGCGCAGGUUUUACAUGCGAGUGUGCAUUUCUACGUUUUCUGGUGAAUGUGGAGCAGUGGUUGUCAUGGCAAGAGAGUUGUGCUGCAGUGAAAUGAUGCAACUCUUUGUAAUAGUAUUGGCAAUGAAUGAAAUACGUCUAAUUAUUUAAAACUGAAAGGCAAAAUGCUUUAAUUGUACUUGAUAUUGAAUUAAACAGAUUUCUACUUUGUUUAAACAA